This is a messenger RNA of Etheostoma spectabile (orangethroat darter), 1231 nucleotides long. It is a transcript of the gene cgrrf1, whose product is annotated as cell growth regulator with ring finger domain 1. Bases 135 to 1148 code for a protein of 337 amino acids. The record is from RefSeq and is a predicted model, not a curated record. Gene Ontology annotation, biological process: negative regulation of cell growth. The transcript is spliced from 6 exons. NCBI's taxonomy places the organism in Eukaryota, Metazoa, Chordata, Actinopteri, Perciformes, Percidae.
UGUCCGUGUUCAGCUGCAGACUUGUACCGGUCGCAGGCAGCCCCUAUGUCACGUCCGUUGUUGUGGACGCAUGCAGCCACUUUUCUGGAACGGCUUGCGCAACCAACACAAGUCCACAGCGUUCCACGGCGUGUAUGUCUGAGCCUGUCUACAUCACAUCCACCUGCAGUGUUGUCAGCUGUGUGUCUGCCUGGUAUAGUUUGUGCAUAGGACCGGCUUUCCUCUUUUCCCACCUCCUAGUUACCCUCUGCUGUACUUUGCCCUGGUUUGGCUUUGAUGUCCCAGUGAUCCUUCGCAGCUCUGAUGAAACAGAGUCCCAUCUACUAACCCCUGAGAAGCAAAUGGUUCAGAUGACCAAUCCUUUCACCCUCAAGUUGGGAUCUGGACCGGCAUCUGUCACUGAUGGUGUGUCAGUGGGACCUUGCUGUCUGGAGCCCUGUGUCCUGAGCUGUUUCUGGGGCUGUAAGGUCAGUGCCCUGCAAGGAGCACUGCAGGCCCACCAGGAUGGCUUGAAGCUCAGCACCCCCCAAAAUUAUCUGGAGGCCCUUCACCUCCAAUAUCACUACUCCCAGACCUUCCAUAUUGGCAAUUUAGAUAGAGUUGAAUGCCACACACAGAUUCCUGCUGACCAUGAGAUCAAAGAUUUUGGGCUGUUGCCAAGGGAAUGCUACCCUCUUGUGGCUGUGCUGACGCUGGCAGAGCCAGAAGCCAGAGAUGCAUACAACAUUGUGGCUAGUGUGACAGUUAUUCAUGUUCCUGAUGACAAAUACAGCCUUUCUGCUCGGGUUCUCUUUCAGUACCUUCUCACCUCACAAGGGAACAUGUAUGAGUUAAAGCCUCUCUUCAUGUCAGCUGUCAGUAGGGGAGAAUCUGAGCCCUUCCACUCAGAGCAGAAUACCCAACCCAGAGAACCCAAUGACGAGGCCAGCAGAGGCGAGCACACUCCAGUGCUGGAGGAGGACUGGUCAGAGGGAAAGGGCAGAGACUGUGUGGUCUGUCAGAAUGCAGCAGUAAAUAAGGUGUUGCUGCCCUGCAGACACGCCUGUGUGUGUGACAGCUGUGUGUCACACUUUCAGCACUGCCCCAUCUGCAGGGCCUUCGUCCAGGAGUCCUUCACCCUGACACAGGGACCAGCUGCAGAACAAUGACUUCGUACCGAACCAGUGAAUGUUAUUUAAGAAAUAUUAUGCAGCAAGAAAGGCAUCAUUGCAAAUCCCUGACACCAAAUCUU